Messenger RNA from Ostrea edulis (European flat oyster), 2615 nucleotides. RefSeq names its product L-methionine gamma-lyase-like. Gene Ontology annotation, biological process: transsulfuration. Gene Ontology annotation, molecular function: pyridoxal phosphate binding; carbon-sulfur lyase activity. Lineage: Eukaryota; Metazoa; Mollusca; Bivalvia; Ostreida; Ostreidae. The record is from RefSeq and is a predicted model, not a curated record. The transcript has 10 exons. Bases 129 to 1403 code for a protein of 424 amino acids. Gene Ontology annotation, cellular component: cytoplasm.
AAGAGGUGUAGUAUCUACGAAUAUUCAUGCACACAUCCAUGUUCUAAAUACAUAUGGUGUCAUAAUUGCUACUUCGUCCGCUAUAUUUUUCUAAGUAUUGCACCGUGUACAUAAAUACAGCAUCGGAGAUGAGUCAAAAGUGGUUUCCUCCACAGUCCGAUUUGGAGAGGGGUGUGGGCGGGCUUUAUAUCACUGACGUCACUCCUGACACUGUGGCAACGUCGUCACGUUUUACAUUCACUUCCGGACCUGCGACAGAGGCACUGGUUCCACCCAUUUUUCAUUCUUCCACCUACAAACUAAAAUCUGUUGAUGACUAUCUCAAGAUUUUAGAAGAGGGUGGAUACAUUUACUCAAGGUUCAGUAAUUUCACUUGCCAAUCUGUUCAAGCUGCAAUAAAUAGCAUAGAAGGUGGAAAAGGCUCCCUCGUGUUUAGCACAGGAAUGGCUGCUAUAUCCACAGCGUUACUUUGUUUCCUGAAAAGUGGCGAUCACAUAGUGGCAAACAACCCCUGCUACAGUGGAACAUAUGACGUAAUAAUGAACAUACUCCCUCGGUAUGGAAUCGAGUACACCUUUGUUAAUACGGGGUGUCCUGUGGAGGAAUACAAGAAACACAUCAAAGCUAAUACUAGGAUGCUAUAUGGUGAGACCCCAUGUAAUCCAAAUAUGGCUAUUCUUGAUCUGGAGGAGUUCGGAAAGCUGGGAAAGUCGCUGGACAACGUCAUGACAAUGGUCGACAGCACGUUCGCCAGUCCUUAUCUACAGCCCGUCAUACAGCACGGAAUCGACGUAUCAAUGCACAGCUGUACAAAAUACUUGGGUGGACACAGCGACCUCGUGGCCGGAUGUUUGACCUUUUCCUCUGUUGACCUUUGGAAGACCAUGCUUCAUUAUCAAACCAGCCUGGGGACGACGAUGUCACCCCAUGAUGCAAGUCUUCUGCUUCGUGGAAUCAAAACUCUCCCUAUACGCAUGGAAAGACACAGCUCUAGUGCCCAGAAAGUUGCUGAAUUCUUGGAAAAGCACCCUAAGGUUGAGAGGGUCAGGUAUCCUGGUCUACCAUCACAUCCACAACAUCAAGUUGCCAAGAAACAGAUGAAGAUGUUCAGUGGAAUGAUCGCUGCUGAGAUCAAGGGAGGGGUGCAGGGAGGGAAAAUUCUAGUAGAGGGCUUGCGUCUUCUUCAAUUAGCAAUUUCGCUGGGAGGAGUAGAAAGUACAAUUCAGCAUCCCGCUACGAUGACGCACGGCCCGAUGUUGAUGACGUCAGAGGACAGACAGAGCGGUGGUAUAACUGACGGUCUCGUUAGAAUCAGUAUUGGUUUGGAGGACCCAGGGGACCUUAUCAAAGACUUUCAGCAAGCACUGGACAAAAUUCCAGAAAAUCUCAUUGAACUAGUUUAGAGUGUUAGACUGCUUAGUUUAAACUAUAUUGUAUAAUUACGAAAUAAGCAGUAACAUACGAAACCUACACAUUAACCUUUAAACAGAGCAACGGAAAUAGCCCAUUUUCAUUCUACGUAGGGACAGGCAGCUGAUCGCUUCCAGUAAAUCACACCAAGGAAUUUCUCACCCAAAAAACGAGCACAGAAAACAUAUUUUGAAAAUGUCUUAAGAUAACAAAUAUUUUACGUGUCUAGAUGAAAGAAAUCAACAACCAACCAGAAAAAUCAAUAUACUGUACACACUGAAAAUAUGCAUCACAUGUGACGGUUCUGAUUUUUCGUCUAGACUGUAAUUCUACUGGUAAAGAUGCACAAAGAGAUAUUGGAAUUCCUAUGGCCACAAAUUGAGCUCCUUUAUUAGCUGACCCGUUUUUGUAUUCUUAUGAGGCAGAAUUUAUUAAAAAACUUCUGCGUGAGAAGAGGAAAUAUCUUCCGGUGGCCUUCAACUCGACAUUUAGAUACACUGACGACAUUUUAUUUAUCAACAAUAUCCAUUUUCAUUCAUAUGUCCAUUCGACAUAUCCCAGUGAACUCAAGAUAAAAGACACCAGAGAAUCUUCCACAUCUGUUUCAUAUUGGAUGUUUUACUGAACAUAGACAUAAAGGCAAACCAACAACUAAUGACUCCAGCUUCCCCAUCGUCAACUUACCAUAUCUGUGUGUUUGUGUGUAAGGAUUCAUACGCACAUUGUUCACAACUGCACCUUAUAAGGAAAUGGCUAUUAUAAUAAUUAGUAAAGAUAUCUAAGGCAAAAACAUUGGAAAUGUAAAUAUAUGAAUAUGGAUAAUGAAUGACAGAUGACUGAUUUCCCUAACUUACUCAAGCAAUGGCUGCACAGGUGUGCAAGGCAAAGCUCCGAGCCCAGGUGGAAGAGCCGGAAACCAAAGAAGUAUAUUGAAAAAUGGGACAUUCUGCAUUUUCUUUUUCAUUUAGGUUUUGUGAAAUACUGUAAUGUUAUUCAUCAAGUGGGGUUAAAUAAUUUAAUCGGUGUAAACCUAAUAACAGAAAGUGAAAAAUCACAGAAGUAAUUUCAUUUCUUGUAUUUUCAAAUUUCCAGGAAAUGCUCAUACUUGCCAGUCAACAAAUUGUAAAGGCUAUAACCACUGCCUUCAACAUUAUUGUUUGGAAUGGCAUACUACUGCUCUAUACUAUAUAAAUUUUUAUGCAUAA